AUGGCUCUCCACACUCAAAUCCUAUUCUCCAUUCUGCUGGCGAUUUUAGUUAUUUGUAAUGUGGUCGUGCAUAAUGUAGAGGCCAGGGAAGGCGGUUUCUUCCCCGCUCCUGCUUAUAACAGCCCUCCUGUGCGAGAAAACGCCGGUUACCCGGAUCCUAAAGAGUAUUACCCGACGGGGAGGGAGAACUCAUACAAUAGAUAUUACGAGUCUGGUGAAGGGCAAGGCAACGGUUACGGAAAUGGUGCUGGUGAAGGUGGAGGCUACAGGGAAGGCGUGAAUGGCUACGGUAGAGGCGCUGAAUACACUACACAAAAUGGCGGCGGUGCAGGCUACGGUGGACAAGGUUUCGGCAAUGGCGGCGGCUAUGGCUCCGGUGAGUGGCGCGGUUCCAACGGUGGCGGCGGCUAUCGACAGAGCGCGGAAUUUGGCGGUUACAACACCCGGUUUGGCAACGGUAACCGCUACGGCACAGGGUAUGGUGCCGGCUACGGCAAUGGCAACGGAGAAUACAUUCCUAACAACGGUUAUAAUCAGGAAAAUCCUUAG
Cryptomeria japonica (Japanese cedar) is the source of this 549-nucleotide messenger RNA. RefSeq names its product glycine-rich cell wall structural protein 2. The coding region runs from base 1 to 549 and encodes 182 amino acids. The transcript has a single exon. The record is from RefSeq and is a predicted model, not a curated record. NCBI's taxonomy places the organism in Eukaryota, Viridiplantae, Streptophyta, Pinopsida, Cupressales, Cupressaceae.